GGUGGGCACGGUGAGCGGCGGGACCGGGCUGGAGCGGCGGGGCAGCCUCGGGGGAAGGAGCGGCGGGGAGCAGUUGGGAAGGUCCACAGAGAGCCGGGAGCCAACAAAUCAUCUCAACACCUAAACAAGGCAUUAAGUCUGAACUGUUGCUAUCUAUCUGUCUGAAACUUCUGGAAGGAACACUCCUAUUAGAAAUGGCAGAAAAGGUGAAUAACUUCCCGCCACUCCCCACGUUUAUCCCUCUGGAACCGUGUUUCUACCAGAAUUUUGCUGAUGAAAUUCCCAUCGGUUAUCAGUCUCUGGUGAAGAGGAUCUACCACGUAUGGAUCUUUUACUGCAUCACGCUAGUGGUGAAUAUAAUUGCAUGCCUGGCAUGGUGGAUUGGGGGAGGCUAUGGCGUCAAUUUUGGUUUGGCCAUCCUCUGGCUUAUCCUCUUCAGUCCCUGCAGCUACGUCUGCUGGUUCCGACCUGCGUACAAAGCCUUUCGGUACAUAAAAUCUACCGAGGGGCUGGUGGAAGCUUUCAGAAAGCUCAGGAUGAGUGGAACAGUGGCACAUGGAGGAACCCCCCCAGCAGAGAGGCCCAGUACAGCAAUUUUUCUGGGAACAGCCUGCCAGAGUAUCCCACAGUGCCCAACUAUCCCCCGGGAAACCAAUGGCCUUAAGCAGCAACAGCUGCAAACUGCCUGGAUUCUCUUCUUUUUGAUCUUUUUAUUAUUGUUAUUUGAAAAGAUCAUUUGCAUUCCCCUGCCAAGCACCCCGGUCACCUUGGGGACAUUUUUGGUUUUUGUCUCAUCACUGCAGAAGAUACGUGCUGUCAGCCCUUGACCCCUCUGGAGCUCUGCACGGCUGCAUCAGAAAGUUUUUCGUUUGCAUUGAGUUACCAGUAUUUGCCUCGUUGCAGACUGAGGAACCGACCGUUCACUGCCCUGCUUGAGGGAAUCAUUUCAUGACCCCAUGCAAAAAACGCUGACUUCCCUACGACGGUGAACACCACUGCGAUUGCUCCUUCUCUGGCCUCCCUGCCCUGCUUAGUUUUCAUCACAUGCAUGGCACGCCCCCAAGUCAUCUGUAAUUGUAACAAACACAAUCAGACCGGUAGUAGCAACUGGUGUUUACUCUCCCGGAUGAAUAAUCUGGAAUUUUUCACUCUAAGGGAAAUGCAACGCCUAAAUUAUUUGGUACUAGUGAUAUCGAAGGUAUUUGUAAAACUACCACCUCAUUUGCUUGCGCACUCUGGUGAGGAAUCCUUUAGAUAACAGUGCUCGCUGCGGGUGAGUGUUGUUCAGAUGUAAAGUCCACAAGAGUUUUCAUUUGCCUGGCUAGGGCUACUGCUAUGCUAGAAGUCUUGUUUUCCCUGCUGCUAAAUGUUUUUUCUAGAUCUGUGUGCUUCAAAGGUGCAGAUUCAUCUCAUUUGGUUAAUGAUUGCUUGCUAAAAGCCUGAUCCAAAGCCCACUGGAAACUCUUGAAAAGCUUGCUGACAUUGGGCUUUGGACCUGGCCUCCUGGGUGAUGCUCACCCCGUUACAGGCGGGCAGCGCGAGAUCUCUAUGCCAUCUAAAUUCCACCUAUGUGGCAUCCAGGCUUUGUGCUGACCCAAGAAAUGCCCCACAGGACACACCUUGCCCUGCUGGGACACCCUUUUUUCUGAGCUCCCAGCCAGUAGCCGGAUGCAAGGUAGCUUUGAUCUCAGUGCUGGGACCCCAGUGUGCUUUGGGAGAAGUUCUGUUACAAUGAAGAGUUUUAAUUCUGCCUUCUACCGAUGUAGUUGAAAUCCAAACAUGCAGUGGGGUCUGGUUGACCAAGGAAAGCUUCUUAGUCCUUGUAACUGAUGUUAGCUGUGCAGACCUGGUCUGCCUCUGUGUAGCUGGCAGCACUUUCCUUCCAUGUAUGAGCAGGGAGAAAUUUUUGCCUUUCUCCAAGAAUUGGCUAAAGUAAGGAUGAAGCUGUUGGGAGGGAUUGUUUUUCCUGAGAGCUAGCACCUGUCAUGUCGUUCAUCUCCAUUCUGUGCAUGCACACCAGGGCUCCUGUAGCCUGAGCCAUCCAAUUCCCCUGUGUCCACAGCGAUCCAAGCAGCAAAGGCUGCGGUGUUUUCUUCCCCUUCAACAGCCUGCUGUGAAUUUUUUCAAACCUGUCAAAACUGGGAGGUCAGUUCCCAAUAUUUUUAUAGGGAGUGAGUGUUCAAAGUCUUCAGCUCUGAAAGUUUCAGCCAUUGAUCCUGUGAAGGACAGAGUGCUCCACUGCAGGACUUGGGAGGUGUUGGGCACUCUGUGGGUCAGACCCAGAGCCAGCCCGGCUUGGCAGGCUGCAGAUGGGAUGCCAGAGGUGUUCUGGUGUAAGUGGAGCUGCUCCAAAUUCACACUGAGUAACUGGAAAACAAAGUUGGCUCCUGGAAAAGGACAGAGAGGUUGUUCUAGCUAGGUGGAAUUGAUUUGCAAGUGAUCUUUUGAAAACUGUCUCUACAUGUGCCUUAUCUAAUAAACUAUUAGUUCACAAAGGAGAAUUCUUCCUUCCACAUCACCCCUGCAGAACUUCCCGUUUGCUCUAUUAACUUUUCCUGUGUCAUACUGUAAAUACUAAGUGAAGUACAGCUUGGAGUCUGCAUGACACCUUUGUUACUAGGGCCAAAGCAAAAGCAAACCUAAAUCAGAGGGCAGAGCCUCCCUGAAUUUCCAUUUACAAGCAACACUGACACCCUGCUGCAGAACCAGCCUUUUGUUGGGUCUGGGAUAUUUAAUGUGCUCCCAACACGAGGUUUUUUUUCUUGCGAGUGUGCAAUGUGCUUGUAAGUAUGAGUGCUUGAAGCCUUCAUAACAGAACACGACUUAAAUGCUUGAUAAUGCGAUCAGGUGCCUUUGUCUUGUGUCAAGUGUAAUUUUAAGUGUUCUUUGUCGCUUGCCAUCAGAGUGAUAAAAGAACUGCCUGUCGGUUAUCUGCCUGGAAAUACAAUUGCACUACGGGGGAGUGAGGGAAGGUUACUGGGGCUGAAUGUGAGGUUGGCCAGACGUGGAAACCAGAACAUGGUGCACCCAUGUACCACGCUCCCUCUGGCCCUGCCCCUCGCUGUCCUCAGCCUCUUGCCAAAAUAUUUCAAAAGCGAUUGGUAUCUGUCCUUUUUAGUGUCUCAGGUUGGAGAUUGCAAAGGAACCAAGAGGAGAAGCAUUGCCGGGGACUCUGUGCCCUGCUUCUCCCCCCCCCCCCCCGGGAUAAUCUGGGGCACUCUUUUGAAGCAGCCACAUCCAGUCACAUUGAAAAUGCUUGAUGCAAGGAGGAGGAGUGCUUAGGACCAAAAUGGUGGGAGCCAGACACCAAAAUCGCAACCCAUUAGCACACACUGCCUGAGAUCUCUACAGAGCUUAAACGAACCUCUCUGGGAUCUACCGUCUCUCAUCCCCCCUCCAUCCUAUUUGAUGCCAGAAACCGUAAUUCCAGAUAGUUGACUCAACGUGCUGCCUGAACUACCAUGGCUUUUUUUUUUUUUUUGACUCCUCUGUAUGGUUUUAAAUGUUUACAUUAGAUUUCUAAGAGUUCUUAACACCAUUGACCUGGACCUGGCUUCUGGUUUUGUUUGGCAUCACAUGGCAUGUAUGUGUGCCAUGUUUCACAUCACUUGUGGAGCUCUGUUUUUUGUUUGUGUUUUUCUCCUGAUCACAAGACAAUAAAUACUCAUCCUGUGCUUGAUGAGAAGAACUGGC
Messenger RNA from Phalacrocorax carbo (great cormorant), 3693 nucleotides. The record is from RefSeq and is a predicted model, not a curated record. NCBI's taxonomy places the organism in Eukaryota, Metazoa, Chordata, Aves, Suliformes, Phalacrocoracidae.